ACCCCAAAAAUCGGAAAUACCCCGACGAGAUCUUUGCGCCGUACAACGUAACUCGUCACGCUGAUUCCGAAUAUGUAAAAAUCUCGAGGUACGCUUCUCUAGAAAAAAACCAUCAAAUUUUGAUAUGAUAUAUUUUCUAGUAGGAUUUAUUUUCUACUGUUGCUUGUUUUGGGUCAAGAUAUGACGGUGAAUUGAUUUUCUUCAUGUAUUUUGGUCUUUCCGGCACUUUUUCUCUUGUCAUUGUUUUUAUUCCGUCUUAGAAAACCUGCAUAAACCUAUAUUUGUUUUGGUGCAGCAGAGUGAAGAAAAAAUGUUCUAUGAAACGGAAAUAAAUUUCUUUUAAUAAAUGAACAGUUUUAGAACAAUUUUUUGUACCUUCGCAGUGCUCUCGCACUAUGCUUGUGAAAGGUUGAAUUUUCGGUGCUGUCUCAAAAACUACUCCGUAGGUUCUAUCGUUGAAGAGGCAGAUGAACUUUAUGGAUUAAUUCACAGAAAUAUGUUACAAAGUAUAGUUCAGGAUCAAGUAAGGCACCGCUAAUGCAAAGAUCAAGUGGAAAAGCUUUUGGAAUUUUGAAACACAUAUUCUGAUUCAUCCGAUGCUGCACAUUGUCUGGUAGAAAUAACAAAACAUAGACACGAAGAGAGGAAAGAUAACACUGUUAUUUAGUUCUGAUGGAUAACUUAAAACAAGUAAUACUUUCUUUCAUUAGUUCCUGAUAAGGACGAUUAUUUUGCAUGAAAAUUCUGAAACUAUUUCAGUGAAUAUGAAUUUUUUUCACAAACGUGCUCACAAACAGAAGAUUCCAGAUCUGUAUUCGUGAAUGUCUGCAUUCCUAUAUUCGAGUGACUUUCCAAAAGAAAAGUCUAAAAAAUAAGAAUAAAUCUAUGUUGACUACCUAUGAACAUUCCCCGAUCGACUACGGUCAUAUUCACGCUAUAAGAUGUGUGCUGAAAAGAACAGAUGAUAUUUUGAUCUAUUCGAGCAUGACUAAAAACGACCAAUACCUUGUGGCGAUAUAGAUUUGGAAUUAAGUUUUUUCUAUUGCCAGUAUUCAUCAGUAUUCAGUAUACUAAUACUGACGCAUGCCUAAUAGAGCCUAAGUCAUACGAAAAUGGUUUUGGUUCAGUAUAAUAUUGCAUCCGGAUAGACAAGCCGUUCUGUAGUUGCAGAAGACCAACUUAUUUUACAUAGUUUAUUAAAGUCUCAUUUGUGUCAUAAAGCCUCGACCUUUUUCAGCGUAUAGCGAAGUUUCCACCACUUACUGUUUUUUCUAAUUCCGCCACUAGCAGAAAUAUUCUCUAGACUCGUUAACUUCCAGAUUCAUCGGAUCAAAAACUUCUUUCAUAAUCCGUACUGCAGUCUGUACCAAAUGAUAAUACUGUUCCAUCAACAAAUCUUUCAAAAAAUACUAUGGUUUUGAAAAAGUGAUUGGAUUUUUUUUGUUUUGCUUGUCGAAGAAAAAACUGUCUAAUACUCUCCUGUUUUUCCUCUGAUUUCGAAAAAAAAUCUCCUGGUCAGCUCCUGAUUUAACGAAAAGCUCUUGAUUUCGAAAAAUUAGAUUUGGAUUUUUGAAGGUUUUCUGCUUGAUUUUUAGAAAUUUCAUUGAAAUUUCAAACUUCAAUAUGAAAAGCUAAUUCUUGCGUAGUUCGAUACACGACAUCGAAUUAUAUAUCCAAUAGUAUAUUAUUACGUAUUGAGUGUAAUACUUUUUUCAGUGUAACAGAAAAAUUUUGAGAAAAGUUGAGCUUUAAGGGGGAGGAGGAUUCUCUGACGCUUCCAGUUUGUAGACGAUACUUCGAAGUAUAUGUCCUGAAGUUUUUUCGGCUUACUGACAUUAUCUGGCUGAGAAAAAAAUUAAUAAACUUAAAAAGAUAUUGUUAAAUUUUGAACAAUGCACUGUUAUUAAAAAAAUUCCUGUCCAUCUCCAUUUAUCAUAAAAACUUGGUUCUUGCCUAGAUCGAUAGCGAAAUGUGUGGAGAAUAUUUACUACGAGAAAAUAUGCAAAAAUUUUUGUUCUUUUCUGCCUGUUAUCGACUAAUUAGUACUAAUUAACGUUAAUAUGGCCUACUCUAUUAGCUUAAAGUCUCAUUUAUAAAAUAACGACUCAAAAAAAACUUAAGCAAUACCUCAUCUGAUAGCGAAUUUUACGAGCUACAAGAUGGAAUACCUUAAAAACUUUAGAAUACAUUUUUGGCCGCUAGGUAAGUCUGGUAAGUCUUUUUUAACCUUCCUUAAGCUUUUUAACAAUUCUAAAUUCUAUUUGAUUUUUCUCAAAAUUUUCCUGUUAACUCUUAACAAUCAAUACCCUGUUUGAUAUCAAAGUUUCUCAACAAAUAAAUUUUUUCGUUAUGCUUCAUUGAGUCACCAUCUGUGGUAAGGUUCUUAAAAAAUACUUCUAUCCUCUUCAAUGAACGGUGGACUUCGAUAUUUUGUUGAUAACUUUUGAAUGACAAGAGCUAGAGUCCUCCGGUUUUUAGUUUCUGAAAUUAGACACCAGUACAUAGAUUUAUGCAUAUGUAUCUACGCCUCACUGCCGCACGACUAUGUCUAUGUACGACAGUCAAUCGAAUAAUCCGGUGCUAAGACUACGUGAGGAAUGGCCCUUGAGAUAGAUCUAUAGGUGGUUGUAGCGUUCUUUAACAUCAUACUCACCCGUCACCCUCAAGAUAGUUCUCACUAGUGCCCGAUGACAACAACUAGUGCCCCUCUCACUAGUACCCCAAUAACAAGAAAUCAGUACAUUUGAAUCUCAACUAUUCCAGACAAAUUCUUGUCAUCAGAACAGUCAAAUAGCUAUGAUAAUAUUCUUCGUUAAAAUAUAUCUAAAUCGUCACACAAACAGAUUAAUGCAUAAGAUUCGGUAUAAAGAAUCUUGUCUUCACACAAAAUUAAUACGUCAACAUCGUCAUGAUGUAUUAUCAAAAAAGAAAACAAUCAAUAUUUAUCCACAAAUCAUCACCCAUGUUUCCAAAGUCUUAUUAAAUCGUAUUCAAUUAGAUUUUCUUUCACAUAAUGAUAAGUUACAAAACUUCUUCAAUAGUUAUCUUAAUCAUCAAUUCUUUAUUAAAUAUGUGUAUUAUUGUUAUUACUUUCCAUUAAACGCCAAAUUAUAUAAGACCAAAUCCGAGUUAUCUUAAUUAUUAUAAAUACCGACAAAAACAAGUGAAACAAGAAUAUAAUAAUAUUCUAAAUGCUAUCAUACCUUAUGUUGUUCGUGUUUAUCAUAUGUCAAAUACAUCAUCAAUAAUUAAAUAAUUUUCUCAACAACUGGAAGCAUGUCUUUAUCAACGAUAUAUGGCUCCAUUAUCUUGUCUUAAUAUAUAUCGUACUCAAAAAUAACUUAAAUUAAUAAAAUCAAUUCAACAUAGUUUAAAGAAAGAAAAAUCUUCGUGUUACAGAUAAGAAUGAUAUUUUUCAUAUUGAUCAUGUAAAAGAUUAUGAACAGAAAGCUGAAGCUUAUCGACAAAAAAUUGGAGCUUAUAUUGAAUUAACAAGUGAUCCAUUAUGGACAGUAUUUGAUAAUGGUGUUCAUUUACUCCAUAAGCUUCGUUCGAAAAAAUAA
This is a messenger RNA of Didymodactylos carnosus, 3563 nucleotides long. The record is from the annotation of a GenBank genome assembly. NCBI's taxonomy places the organism in Eukaryota, Metazoa, Rotifera, Eurotatoria, Philodinida, Philodinidae.